CGUCUGACGUGAUGACGACAUCAGAGGCGUAGCGACGUCAAACAUGGCCGCCCCCGACGCGUUUGCUGCCUUCGCCUCACGUCGAAGGCGUGUUGCCUGUUAACUACGAUGACUGCUUCUCAGGAGACCGUAGAGAACAUGGCAUCAUACAUUGGGGAGAAGGAAAAGGAAGAUGUGGGCGAAGAGUCCCAUAAUGGAGAUGUGGAGGGAGACAAUAAAGAGAAGCAGAUGGUGGGAGGAGAAAUAGCAGCGGAAAUCGGAGAGAAAGAAGUUGGAGGAGAUUCCGAAGAAUUUAAAGAAGAGGACUGCAGUGAUGAAGAUGAGGAGGAGGCCGAACAGCCCAAAGUUGACACAGAGAUCAAGUCUGAUCAAGCUCAAGUCAAAAAGCAGCCUGAGGUCCUGAACUUGAACAAUGAGGUGGUGAACAUGAGAAAAGAGGUGAAGAGAGUGAGGGCGUUGCUCAGCAGGAAGCUCAUUCGUCAAAUCGCCGGGCUGAAGAACAAGAAGGGCACGGAGGCGGCCAUUGAGAAGAACCAGCGGAGGGUCGCCAGAUUGUUGGAGGAGAUCCACGCAAUGAAAGUGCUCCGACCGGACCUUGUCACCAAGACCGCCUUGCAGAAGAAUCUCAACUUUAACGAAGUGUGCAAGAACCCAAAGUCCUCCAUGAGCGACAGAGCCAUAGCUCGCAUAGCCUCCCACCCUCAGUUCAAGAAAAAGAUCGAGGACAUCCGGGCCGCUGUGAAGGCUUUCAGUGACGAGAGGAGGACGGGAGGGAAGCGGGCCGAACGAAAGAAGAGGAGCAAGGAUGGUGGGACGUUAGCUCCGUACUCACCGGAUGCUAAAGCUAAAAAGAUAGAAAAGAAGAAGGAAGCAAAGGAGGAAAAAAGUCCAGAACAAGUGGGGCACAUCACUAACGACGAUGAUAAAGACACAAAAGAUGAGCCUACUAUUUCUGAACCUGACGAGGGCAAAAUGGAAUCUACUCAAGCUACUGCGGCCGCUGACAAGAAAGUAACCGUGGAGGCUGAAAUUGUCAAAAAGUGUGUGCCAACAGAUCAGCCAAGGAAGAAACCGCAAGCUAAGGCUCAGGAAAAAACACAAGCUAAGGCUCGGGAAAAUCAACCAAAAGUGGUGCAAGAAAAGGCUCGGGAGAAUAAACCAAAAGUGGUGUCCAAGCCCACCAAAGAAGAAGAAAAAGAAGAAGAAAGCGAUUUAGAGCUCUCUGACAACGAGGACAAACUGUACUUUGAUGACAGCACUGAGGAACGAUUCCACAAGCAGUCGUCCCAGGAAGAGAGCGAUAGUGACAAUGACUUUUUUGUGGGCAAAGUGAGCAAAUUUAAGAAAAAGAAAAGUAAAAAGGCAGAAGGCGACAAGACGAAAGAGGAUUCGGCGGAAAAAGCCAAGCCAGCCGACGGGCUUCAAUGUGAACUCGAUGAGCUUGAGUCACGGUUGAAGACCAAAGCGCCCAAACUUCAGAGUGUCUUCUGCUCUCUGUCUCAAACGAAACCGAAUCGGGGUGGAAGGGGGAAGCCGUUUAGGGGGCGAGGGAAACCGCUGGGCGGGGGCCGUGGAGACUUUGCUAAAAAGUUCCGAAAAGAGGAGCAAGGACCAACGAGCAGCAAGGUCAACAGGCCUGAUGCCAGGCGUUCCGAUUCAGAGGGAACAAAGUUCAGAGGGCGCGGCCGAGGCAGUGCGGGGAGGCAGCAGGAUCGCCAAGGUCUUCCCCGUCAGGCCCCACAACAGGCCCUGCAUCCGUCGUGGGAAGCCAGUAAGAAAAGAAAAGAGCAGCAAGGGCAAAUUCUGCCUUUCCAAGGGAAGAAGAUCAAGUUUGAUGAUGACUGAUAUGUAUUCAUUAUUUUGUAAUCAAUCAUUUUUAAAAAUGCCUUUUUUGGGCACUAUUUCCGAGCCGCUUCCUGGUUAUUUGCUGGUUUUUAUUUCG
This is a messenger RNA of Hippocampus zosterae (dwarf seahorse), 1942 nucleotides long. It is a transcript of the gene srfbp1, whose product is annotated as serum response factor binding protein 1. Lineage: Eukaryota; Metazoa; Chordata; Actinopteri; Syngnathiformes; Syngnathidae. The record is from RefSeq and is a predicted model, not a curated record. The transcript has 3 exons. The coding region runs from base 109 to 1845 and encodes 578 amino acids. Gene Ontology annotation, biological process: maturation of SSU-rRNA. Gene Ontology annotation, cellular component: nucleus; 90S preribosome.